Molecule: messenger RNA, 1164 nt
Organism: Mycotypha africana
Lineage: Eukaryota; Fungi; Mucoromycota; Mucoromycetes; Mucorales; Mycotyphaceae
Exons: 1
Coding region: 1-1164 (387 amino acids)
Molecular function (GO): oxidoreductase activity
Source: RefSeq, a predicted model, not a curated record
AUGACUUCAGUUGAGCAGCCUUCGUCCAUUACAAAUACUAAUACUGCUAGUAUUGAUGAUACUUCCAGCACCAAGAAGAAUUGGCGCGGUUUUUCUCUUCAAGGCGAAAAUCAUACAGCAAAUGCUGACUACCCAGACCGUAUAACUGGCCCUUCAGCUUGGAGCGGCAAAGAACUCCAGCAACAACCUGAAAAGUGGAUCUAUCGCUUUACUCCUGAGGAUAUAGCCGACAUCGACCAAGCACUCAAGCAUUUCCUUUCACUCAAUCUACCUUUAGGACAGAUUAGACCUGACACUUUCCCCCUCAAAACUUUCCAUCAAGUGAUUGCAAAAGAGCGUGAAAAUCUGUUCAAUGGUUUGGGAUUCGGUCUUCUCCGUGGUUUUCCGAUUCUGAAUUAUGAUCGCAAAGAACAAGUAGCGAUUUUCAUGGGUAUUGGUUCGUAUAUCGGUAUUCGUAAGCCUCAAAAUGCUAAAGGGCAUGUACUAGGCCAUGUCAAGGACCUGACAGAAAACUCAACAACAAAGGCUGUUUAUAAAGAGGAUGACCCAACCACACGUAUUUACGCUACGCGAAGAGCCCAACCUUUUCACGUAGACGGUACUGAUGUAGUUGGUUUACUUUGUUUAUCAGAAGGCCAUGAAGGCGGCUUAAGCUCUAUCAUUUCAUCGCACACUGUUUAUAACCGUUUACGAGAAGAUCGUCCAGAUAUAGUUGAAUUGAUGAAGCAGCCAUGGCUUUGGGAUCGUAAAAAUGAACAAGGCCCCGAUGAAAAGCCUUAUUUGUCAGCAUCUCCAUUAACUUACUACAAAGGCCACCUGUUUACCUUUUGGGGUCCACAUUUUUUCGAAACAGUGAAUCGUUUUCCUGAGGUGACCAUGGAAGAAGAAAAGUUCGAAGCCAUGCGUUAUAUUCAAGAAUUGUGUGAACGUGAGGCGCUGAACAUGAAACUGGAAGUCGGCGACAUGCAAUUUGUUCAAAACUAUCAAAUAUUACAUGCUCGUACUGCUUAUACUGAUAUUCCUGGUGCUACUCGUCACUUACUACGACUAUGGCUUCUUGUGGAUGACAAGGAAGUUGGAUGGGAAAUGCCUUUUGGUACAGAUGAUUAUAAUUAUAGUUUCAAACAUGUAAGGGAGGAAGUUGUACCUCUCGAAGCAGAAUAA